AUGGACGGUCCAGAUCAGAUCGGUCCUGAUCAUACACCCAAGCGGACAAUCACCGACAAGGUCCGAUACGCGGUCAAAACUUUCACAACGCGAGAGGGUUUAUUAGGAGACUACGACUAUGGAUACCUUUUCAUUCCCCGAUUACCAUUCACAAAGCGAGCCCGCAAAUCAGCACCAUUCUUCGGUCUCGAUGAUCGCGUGCCCGUCGUGCUCGCAUUGAUUCUGGGUCUGCAGCAUGCGCUUGCAAUGCUGGCUGGUGUGAUUUCACCACCCAUCUUGCUCGGCGGGGCGGCCGGUGCCAACUUCGGCGAUGACCUUUACCAAUACCUCGUCUCGACCUCUUUGAUCGUAUCCGGUUGCCUGAGUGCUAUUCAGAUGUUCCGCCUUCACAUCAAGGGAACAAAAUACUAUAUUGGAACUGGACUUCUCUCGGUUGUUGGUACAUCCUUCUCAACGAUCACAGUCGCCCAGGGCGCCUUCUCCCAAAUGUAUAAAUCAGGCUACUGCCCUACCCUCGAAGAUGGAACUAAGCUCCCCUGUCCAAGGGGCUACGGUGCCCUCCUCGGCACCUCGUGUCUCUGCGCCCUCCUCGAAAUUGGCAUGUCCUUCAUGAGCAGCAAGAUCCUUGCCCGCGUCUUCCCUCCGCUCGUCACCGGUCCCACCGUCCUCCUGAUCGGUGCCUCGCUCAUCAAAUCCGCAAUGCAAGAUUGGGCCGGUGGCGCAUCCUGCGGAUUUGACCCCUCUGCCCGCGCAAUGUGCCCUAGCCCCAGCGCCCCGCACCCUCUGCCAUGGGGAAGCCCCGAGUUCAUUGGUCUGGGUUUCCUUGUCUUCGUCACAAUCAUCAUCUGCGAGAGAUGGGGUCCUCCCAUUCUCAAGAGUUGCUCUGUGAUUGUUGGACUGCUGGUCGGCUCGAUUGUCGCCGCGGCGUGCAACUAUUUCGAUAAUUCUGGUAUCGCUGCUGCACCUGUGGCCUCUUUCCCUUGGGUCAAAACCUUCCCGCUUUCGGUCUACCCUCCUCUGAUUCUGCCCUUACUCGCGCUAUAUAUCGUUAUCAUGAUGGAGUCGAUUGGUGAUAUCACGGCGACAUGCGAUGUCUCCCGACUCCAGGUCGAGGGAGCUACCUUCGAUUCCCGGAUUCAAGGCGGUGUUCUGGGCAACGGUAUCACCUGUCUUUUGGCCGGUCUGAUGACAAUCAGUCCGAUGUCCGUUUUCGCACAGAACAACGGUGUCAUUGCGCUGACAAAGUGUGCCAACCGUACUGCUGGCUACUGCUGUUGCAUGUUUCUGGUUAUCAUGGGAAUCUUCUCCAAGUUUGCCGCUGCGCUGGUCGCAAUCCCUAGCGCCGUUCUCGGUGGUAUGACCGCUUUCCUGUUCAGUUCUGUGGCCGUCAGUGGUCUGCGCAUCAUUGGCACUGUUGAUUUCACUCGCCGCAACCGUUUCAUCCUCACGGCUAGUUUCGCGGUUGGCAUGGGUGUCACACUCGUUCCCGAGUGGUUCGGCUACUUCUUCUCCUACAAGGGUGACAACCACGCCCUUGAGGGUCUAAUUAAUGCUGUUGACCUGGUCAUGGAGAAUGGUUUUGCAAUUUGUGCGCUGGUCGGCAUCUUCCUUAAUCUCUUCAUUCCGGACGAGCUUGAUGAUGAUCUCGCUCCUGUUCUCGAGUCGAAUGAGUCGGAUGAUUACCGUGUGGAGAUGGAUACCCAGCAGCAGUCGUCGACUACUAAGAUGGAGCAGCCGGCUGGUCCGAGUGCUUGA
This is a messenger RNA of Penicillium bovifimosum, 1755 nucleotides long. RefSeq names its product nucleobase:cation symporter-2 family protein. Gene Ontology annotation, cellular component: fungal-type vacuole; membrane. Gene Ontology annotation, biological process: xanthine transport; transmembrane transport. The coding region runs from base 1 to 1755 and encodes 584 amino acids. Gene Ontology annotation, molecular function: xanthine transmembrane transporter activity. The transcript is spliced from 4 exons. Lineage: Eukaryota; Fungi; Ascomycota; Eurotiomycetes; Eurotiales; Aspergillaceae. The record is from RefSeq and is a predicted model, not a curated record.